CAUGCGCCGAUUGUCUCUGGUCGCUGCUAUCCACUUUCGUUUUGCUGUCUGGUCUUCUAACCGUCUUUUGGUCUUUCUUAUUUCUUGCGCUUGUAGAUUCUGCAUAUUAUCUCGAAGGAAUGUAAUAUUUUCUUAAUAUAGAUAAAACAGCAGCAACUAUCGUCUGUCAAAUAGAGCUAGAAUAGUGUUAUGUUAUAAGAGAAGAACUACAAUUACGAUACUGCAAGUUUUCUGAAGUUACGUUGAUAGUAGCUAGGUAUCGUUCUGGCUGUGUGUGGACUGCCAAUGGCGUGUGCAGAGACAUCAGAUUACAGAGUAGGAGAGGUCCUGCUGAAUAGAGUGAUGCAGGAGCAGCUGGAUGAGGUGCCAUCAGACGUUCCGGUAGUGGUCUCCACAAAAACCCAGGAGGUGGAGAGUGAUCAGGAGCAGAAGAUUGUGUCACAGCUAGCUAUGAUGAUACGGACCAUCGGAGACGCCGUCAAGAAGGACGGGAAGCUGGACGAUGCGAUAGAUGGAAUGGUGGGGAAAAUGACCAGCCAGACCAGCUACUGGAAGUUGGUAGAAAAGGUAUUUGAGGACAGUCAAAUCACCUGGGAGAGAAUUGCUGUGCUGUUUUACGUAGCAGGGAGGAUAGCCGUCAAGGUGGUGAUUGCUAAUAUCCCCCAGUUAGUGAAGGACAUUCUGAAGUGGACUCUGGAGUACUUCAGAAGCAAAUUACUGGAUUGGAUCCAGAAACAUGGAGGAUGGAUUAACAGUUUUACUGAGCUGGCGCGUGUGCAGGUGGAGAAGAUGUCCCCUAUGAGCACCUGGUCCUCAGCGUUCAUCCUGGUCUUCCUCGGAGGUGUCAUACUGGGUAGUGUUAUCACCUGGAAACUGGCCAGGAGGACCUGACACACACACACACACACAGUUCCACUCCGGUUCAAACGCAAUUGUGUGACAUGACACGCAAACACGUGGGCGUGCACACACACACAAAUACAUUUGUUUACGUAGUCUAUGUAUUAUUAGUUACCUACCUUCUGGUUUGCUCAGGAUAAAUAAGAUGACCAGAUGCUGCUGAAAGUGGUGUUGGCUCCUACUGGCUCUCCAAUCUUUUCUCUGGUAAAAAAUAUUUUAAAAAAGAAGAAAAAAAAGAGAGAUCCCAGUGCAAAGAUUGGGGGCAUUCCCCCGUGUAGGGUGCUGUCUUUUGGAUUGGACAUUAAAACAUGUCCUGACUCUCUGUGGUCAGUAAAGAUCCCAUGGCACAUAUUGUAAGAGUAGGGGUGUUAACCCUGGUGUCCUGGCUAAAUUCCCAAUCUGGCCCUCAUACCAUCACGGUCACCUAAUCAUCCCCAGUUUACAAUUGGCUCAUUCAUCCCCCCCCUCCUCUCCCCUGUAACUGUUCCCCAGGUGGUUGCUGUAAAUGAGAACGUGUUCUCAGUCAAACUUACCUGGUAAAAUAAGGCUUAAAUAAAAUAAAACUCCUUUUUAUCAGUGCCUUCAAAAAGUUAUUACACCCCCUGGACUUUUUCCACAUUUAAUACAUUUUUUUUGUCAAUGAUCUACACAAAAUACUCUAUACAUCUCUGCACUUAGCAAAAGAGUGUCAUCUGCACUGCUAUUUUAGUCAUCAGUUAAUCUGACUUUUCUCUCAUUUGAUUUAAUUGACUUAUUUUAGUCAUUUUAGGGGUUUCUGUGUAGUUGUCUAAUGUUGGUGUGGCAAAUUAUUCUGUUUUAAACACCAUUAUUGCACACACAAUGAGUCCAUGCAACUUAUUAUGGGACUUGUUAAGCACAAUUUAUUUAGGCUUGCCAUAACAAAGGGGUUGAAUACUUAUUGACUUGACAUUUCAGCUUUUCAUUUUUUAUUACUUCGUAUAAAAAAAAUCUAAAAGCAUAAUUCCACUUUUGAAAUUAUGGGGUAUUGUGUGUGGAUCAAUGACACAAUCUCAAAGUAAUCCAUUUUUAAAUUCAGGAUGUAUCACAAAGGAGUGUGAAUACGUUCUGAAGGCACUGUAUAUAUUGACCUACAGUUAAUGAAACCAAAGUGUUGGGGCAGAGCUCAGUACAUUUUGUCUCACUACCCUUACGGGGAAAAAAUACAUGAAUUUCACGUGAUCACGUGUUUAACAUGUGAUCUUAUGGGAAGUUAAUGUGAUAACAUGUGACUACAUGUUAAAGCAACACGUGAUUGAAAUUGCAAAAUAUCAACAAGUGAUACUAUGAAACUACACCUCACAACAUUUGAAAGUCUUUCACAUGUGAAACUGCAAUUCACAUGUGAGGUGAAAACAUGAUAUUCUCACAUAUGAAAGGGUGGUAUAUUGAAUACAUGUGAACAAAUGGUUUCACAUGAGAACAACUGAGGUCGCAUGUCUGUUUUGUUUUCAAAUGUGCAAAUUUCAGCUCAACAUGUGAACAGUUAUUUCACGUGUAAAUAUGAUUUCAAAUGUGAAAAUGUGAUUUUCACAUGUGAAACUGCAACAACAAAAAUGUAUAUCAUAUGAAGUGUUCCAAAACCACAUGGUUUCACAUGUGAAAUAAAAUGUUAUAUGUGCAAAAUGUGGAAAUUUCACAUGUGAAAUCAUGUGUUUUUGUCCUUAAGGGUAUAUCAUCAUGUUUGUUGGUAUCCUGCUAGACCAGGGUAUCUGUGCCUGAAAUGAGAAUGUAAGUGUGAGUGUAAGCAUAACAGACAGCCAAGCAUCAUGUUAUGUGAUUGGUUUUAACAGAAAGGUCAUUUUUCAAUACAAUAUUAUACAGAAAUAACACAUGAAUACCGAUUGAAUCUUUUUUUAAAGUUUAUGAAAAUGUAUGAAACAUGUAUUUUGAUAAGAAAAAAAAACGUCUGGGACGUUUGACUUGAAUGUAAUGUAUUAAAUGGGACAUUUUAUUAGGAUAAACAAAAUAAAUAUGAGUUGACGAUGUUUGUUCUGCAAUAAUCAUGUUAACUAUUACCCCUAAAAGUCCUCAGCAUGAGUCAGUCAGUCAGCUCCAAAAUAUCAGUCGUGAUAGUAAUUGUUAGCUAAAUGUACAAAAAAAUGCACAGGACACAAAUAGAAAAUUUUGGCAUAAGCUUUUAAUAUUUUUAUAGCGUUUUUGACGUUUUCUCUUUAAAUUGGAUUUGUUUUUUCCAGUUAAUUUUGUGGGUAUUUCAUUUCAUUAUUCUUGUUUUAUUUUCCUAUCUGUAAUGGAGAAGAGUUUUUAAGUUUAAUUAGCAUUCACUUUCAAACUUUCAUACUUUUAACAAUAGAACUGUGUUUAAGUCUCUUUUUUCACAAACUUGGUUAAAUUAUUACUGUUUAUUCAUAUUUUUUCUUUACACAUUUCAAAAAUAUAAAAGGUAAAUAAUAAACAUUCCAUUGAAAUAUAUUUUAUACAGUUCUUGAUUAUUUCAUUUUUUUCUGUGUUAUGACAUUAAAAUUGUAUCCAGCAUCAGUCUUUAUAGCAUAAACCCCAUUCAGUGUUAUUGUAGUAACCUUCUCUUCUCCCGUCUCUGUCUUCCCUCUCUUUCUCCCCUGAUAGGAAAGUGGCAUGGCUGCACCCAGUGCCUUAUUCGCUUAGCGGCGAUGUAGUCACAACAGUUGGCAGGACCAAUAGAAACAUUAGCUGCAUUGGUGCUAGUAGUGCAAUGUUCUUUCAAAUGUAAAAUUCAUAACACAAAUCACCGACAACAUGAAUCAGACAGAAGAGUAAACAAGGCACCAAAUUAUAAGAAAUUAAGUCAAAACACCAAAUAAGGAAAACUAACAGAAAACAACGAUAUUGACGUAUCUGUAUCUAGAGGGGUAGAAUAAGAGAUACAUCUACUGUUAUAGACAGAAGAAGUGACAGGCUGAAUGAUAUAUAGAGAUGUACAGAUGCAAAAGACAGAGGGACAUGUACAAAUGGAACAGAAUGGACAGAUUGGCACAAUGCUACUAGCACUGCUGAGAUCUCCCAAACGGUUGUAUGUGUAUUAGGAAAGAUGUCGGACUCAUGAAACUGAGCCUAUUUCACCUCCCUUUCCUUCCAAGCGCAAUACACAUAGAAAGAUAGCCAGUGUAUUUCUACCAAUUCAGUCAAGCCACACACACUGCAGUAAACAAAAAAUAUGACAACAAAAAAAUGAACAUAAAACAGUGAUAUAGACUUUUUUUUUUUAAAGAGUGUUUCAGUUUGCAUAUUCCCCCCCAUCAUCUCACCACUGACUGAAAGAGGAAGACAGAGAUUGCCGGCGAAAAGAGAGUUACUUCAUUCUGGCCAUUCACAAAUAAGUUAAGUCGUCUUUUUUUUUCUCUCCCGCGCAUGCAUUAGAAUUCAACUUCAAACAAUAUGUUAGAAAAACACAAGAACAAGGAUGCAAAAAGAGCUUCUUCCUCAAAAAUGUGUGGAGGAGGGAGAGAAAGAGAGGGGGAUGAGAGGGAGGAAAGACUGGGAAAGAAUAUAUGACAGUGGGGUUUCUGGCUUUACUCUGCUCCUUUCUUGAUAUGUUUUGUAUUUGGGUUUCAAGUAAAGUUAUGCAAGUGUUGAGCUAUCAAUCCUCUCAAGUGGGCGUGGAGGAGGAUCACACACACCCCCACCUGAACAACGUGUCUUCUGGUAGCACACACACACACAUUCCUACUGACACAGUGGUAGUACAGUCAUUCACACAAGAUGGCGGUUAUUCACAGUAUAUUCACCACCUGUUUUGUGAAAACCCAUCCCAAAACUCAGAGAGACUAGAUGUGUAUGCAUGCUUUAAAAUCAAGAUGAAAACAAUACAGAAUAAAGUAUUUAACAGGUUCCUUUUUUUCUUUUCUUUUUUACAGGUGGUAAGCUUGCUUUGACAGUAAGUAUAGGUAAAUGGCAUUGGACUCCCCCACAAAAUCGAGGGUUUGGAACAAAUUAUUGCUCUGACACUAGACCCCCCCCCCCCCGACAUUUUAAAUGGAACGUCUACAUUUCCAUUUAACGUGUCUGUGUGGGGUGUGCUACCAGAAGGUUGAUGGGGGGGAGGGGUAUGAUCCAUUCACCUCUUGUCUUUAUCUGUAUCUAAGCCAGUUGUGCCCAUCUCCUCUUCUUCCCAUCCACCUUGCACCCGAUCCCUCUCCUUCUCUACCUCACAAACAAUCAUUUCCAUCUUCAGAAUGAAAUGUCUAGUAGUGAUGCGUCCUUCCAUAAUCUAUGGUUACUUAUCUCUAUCAUUUCAAAUCAUUACAUCGUGCCAUAAUAAACUUUUUUGGAAAGGGAGAGAGUGAGAGAAGGAGUAGGCAGGUGUUGAGAAGGAAUGAAUGUGAAAGGAAUGGGGUUGAGAAGGAAAAGGGGGAGGAAUCAGACAUAAGGUGAUAAAUGACAGAGAUCCAGUGUAUCAAAUGAAAACUGUGAGUACAGGGACAUAUCCUGAGUAGCAAACUCCAGAGAUCUUCAGGGGGGCCCCUAUUCUAAUUACUUUAACCCCCACUCAUUUCAGUAAACAAUGCACCAUGCUAGAUAUAGUAGCUGCCUCCUUUUUCCAUCCUUACCCUACCCCAUUCUUGCCCUCCCACACAACAGACAAACAGACCCAACACACUGAACUCCUUUGGCACAAUGAAACACUGAAGUUAAUCGUAUGCUACAGUCAAACUCUUGCAUAGUUAGUUGCUCAGUUCUCAGUAGUUAGCCCCCAGCCUCUCUGGAACAUCAUCAAAAUCAUCAUCAUUGCCUAAUAACAAAUAAAGAAACAAAAACAAAGGAACAGUUUUGGGAAGUGAACACAAGUUAACACUCAUUUGAGACAAAAAUCUAAAACGAGCAAUAUGCAAAUGAAUGUGACCCAAAUUGUAUUUGACCCCCCCCCCCCCAGGUGCGAUGCAUACAGCCAUACUGCGAAACAGGCAGGGGUAGUGGAAGGUCAACGAGAGCUUUUGUUCAUCAACAGAAACGCAAACAAAGCUCAUUAUGACAGAAUAGAAUAGAUAAGACAGUUUUGGCGUUCCCUUCACGCAUCUUUGAACAGCAGUUUUCCUGGCCAAUAUGCUAUCCUCACCUGGGAAAUGGAGCAAAGAUGGCUGCUUCACCAACGCCGGGGGCACCAGCAGCAGUUGGGGGUUAAAUGCCACAACGACAUGUUAUACACCAUCCCCAUAAUCAGGGAGAUAUGCCUACAGUACAUUAUGUCAUAGCAGCACAAAGCUACGCAUUGUAUAGCUACAAUAUCAGGGCUGAGCUAAUAUGGCGCUAUCUAUGGCCAGUCAGCGCAGUGCUACAGGUGCUAGCUACAGUACAGGGUCAGAGCUACAGUAUUAUUGGGUUACACAAUCCAAUCCAUGUUAUUUGUUGUGUGUUAGGUCAUCGCUAAUCUCGUUCACCAGAUCAGAUACUUUCUCCCAAUGAGCAGUGGGUUUUUUAGCCUGGGGACGGGGUGAGGUUUAAUCUCUGCUAGGUAUCGCUAAACUGCUUUAGUUAGCCGAGACCUUAUAGAGUCUACAACCGCGUCCCGUGGUGAAGCUGCCAUCUCCCACCUUGAGCACGAGACUGAAAGAACAAAAAAACCGAGUCCAACAUGGUCGUAUUCAUUGGUGCACACCGUAGCAAACAGGUUUGCAGCGGAAAACUUGUUAGACAAGUGUAGGUAUAGUCCGUUCCCGGCCCGUUUGGAUCCUAGUAAUUAUGACCCACUGGAUCUGAGCACAGUCCAACUAAACAGAGUUAUGCAGACAAGACAGUGGAGAGGGGACCUGGAUGGACAGUGGGGUGGAAGACAGUGAAUUGGCAGCAGGGGGCGCAAUCAGGGCGGUAGGACCAGAGAGUGAGAGCAGUAGAAGAAGAAGUAGCAGAGAGGGAGAAGAGUUGUCAUCAAAGUAGUAGUAGAGUAGUUGUAGUAUCAGGGGAAGUUCCUCGCACAGUUCAUCUCUGGUAGAUUUUGUGGUGUGUGUUUAUCUUAUUUGUCCAAGACAACAUUGUUCAAUGUGUAUCUUGCAAUCCUAUAUAUUUUUUUCGUUAUUCCUUUUUUUUAUCCCAAAACAAAAUAUAGAUUUUUUUUUAAUAUAAUCCUGCUCUUUUUUAAAAUGAGUUGCAUAUAACAUAAAUAUUUUUUGUUUCGUCUCGAUUUUGUACAUUUUUUUCAAUUCCUACCCCUCUUUUUUAGGGAGGGGGGGUGGGGUUAGGGCUUGCAGAAGUAUACUCAUGCAGAAUAGUCAUGCUGGUAAACAAAGUAAUAAAAAUGCAUUUUCACUUUUUUCCCGGAAUUGUUUAUCAAAGUUCACUCUCUUCCCGCUCUUUUCUCGCACUUCCUUGUGAUUCCCCCCCCCCCCCCCAGGGGUGCAGUGCUCUUUGACCUUCAUCCUUUCUACAGAAAGGAGAAAGACCUUUACAGUAAGCCACUCUCUCAACGUGCAGUUGACCGUUUGUUAUCUCGACACUUGCAAAUAGUUACCAAUUGGAUCUUUUUGAAAAAGGUUGAUGUGACUA
Molecule: messenger RNA, 7395 nt
Organism: Oncorhynchus kisutch (coho salmon)
Lineage: Eukaryota; Metazoa; Chordata; Actinopteri; Salmoniformes; Salmonidae
Product: apoptosis regulator BAX
Exons: 6
Coding region: 286-891 (201 amino acids)
Biological process (GO): regulation of apoptotic process; mitochondrial fusion; release of cytochrome c from mitochondria
Cellular component (GO): mitochondrial outer membrane
Molecular function (GO): BH domain binding; channel activity
Source: RefSeq, a predicted model, not a curated record